AUGUUCAACAUGACAAAAGGCAAGAUGAGAGCUUUCACUCUCACCCUCUCGGUCAUUGUCAUCUUCGGUCUCCUCUCUGCGUUGAUGGUCACUGCUGCUCCGGCUCCGGUCCCAGACGGCGAUGAUGUUGACGACAGCACUUCCAUGCAGACGUUCGAGUUUGACAAGGCCGCACCCAACUUCAUCUCACCUGUCUCACCCGUCGUCGCAGUCGCAGUCGCAGGUGCCGAUGCUGGAAAUCUUCCCGCCCCCAGCUCGUCACCACAAGUCUGGAAGGCCCAAGCUAUGGAUCACCACCACCUUCAGACCUCCUUCCCGUCCCCCUCCUAUCCCGUCCUCGCGCACCCCGGCCCCGAGUCGACAGGACACCCUCACCACUACAACACGUCUCACCAAUUCGGCCGCCGCCACAGCUGGGCUCUCAAUUGCGAGGACGAUAGAACCUACACCAACGCCUGCACGAGAAAGGGAUACUCCUGCGACUCUACCGGUAAGCUCAUCGCUCGCGGCUACGAUUGGUGGUGCAGCACCAGAUGCCGAUGCACCAACCUGAGCCCCAAAUCGUGCCGGAUUAAGCCGGCCGUCUACGCCCAGUGCUACUUCAAGGGUGAGAACAUAAUGGGAGCCGACGGCACCGUCAUUGGCAACAUCUACACUGCUGAGGACGUCGGCAAUGAUACUCUUGUGCUUCAUUGA
This is a messenger RNA of Exophiala spinifera, 696 nucleotides long. RefSeq lists its product as uncharacterized. NCBI's taxonomy places the organism in Eukaryota, Fungi, Ascomycota, Eurotiomycetes, Chaetothyriales, Herpotrichiellaceae. The record is from RefSeq and is a predicted model, not a curated record. The transcript has 2 exons. Bases 1 to 696 code for a protein of 231 amino acids.